AUGGAUCGAUGUAAACACGUGGGACGCUUGCGCUUAGCCCAAGACCACUCAAUAUUAAAUCCACAGAAAUGGCGCUGUGUGGAUUGUGAUACCAGAGAAUCCAUAUGGGCCUGUCUCAAGUGUUCCCAUGUGGCCUGCGGACGCUACAUUGAGGAGCAUGCGUUGCGCCACUUCCAAGAGAGCAGACACCCUUUGGUUAUGGAGGUGCAUGAGCUUUAUGUCUUCUGCUAUUUGUGCCAGGACUAUGUUUUAAAUGAUAACCCAGAGGGUGACCUAAAGCUACUGAGAAGUGCGCUGUCUGCUGUACGAAGUCAAAAGCUGGAAACAUCCAGCCGCAGAAGUUUACGUUCACAAACUAUAGCUAUUGAGAGGUCUGAUGGCCUUAAGUCACAAGGGCAACCAUUGAUGCUCACAGCACUGCGGCAUCGACGCCAUACGCUGCUAGCAAAAGCGCUCAGGCAAUGGUUUGAAAAAAGUUCAAGGGGCCAGCUUAAAUUGGAGGAAAAGAGACAGAAAGCUGAGCUGGAGAGAAAGAAAGAAGAAGCUAGGUUAAAGCGUCAAGAGGUGAAACGGCGUCUUCUUGAAGAGCUAGCAAACACCCCUCCAAGGAAAAGUGCCCGUCUGUUAUCACACACACACAGGGACAGCCUUAUUCCCCGCAAAUUCAGGGACAUGACAACCAGCAGCCCGGCUUCAAGAAAAGAGGCUCAAAGGCGCUUUAAUCAGCUAUACUCUAUACGGCCCAAUGUGACCCCAGGAGUUACAGGACUUCGCAAUCUCGGAAACACCUGUUACAUGAACUCCAUACUACAGGUACUGAGUCACCUACAGAAGUUCAGGGAAUGCUUCCUUACCUUGGAUCCCUGUGAGAAAGAGGAACUUCUAGGAAAAGGCACCAAUGGCAAGCACCGUAUGGGUGAUAGUGGUGCACAGUGCCCAUCUGGGGGCCUUAAGCUGAAUGGGGGGUCAUCACUUAAGAAGAGCUUGGAGCUAAUUCAAACCAAGGAACCCAGCACCAAGCAGCUCUCUCUUUGCCAUGAACUGCACACCCUCUUUCGAGUUAUGUGGUCAGGGAAAUGGGCGCUGGUUUCGCCCUUUGCCAUGCUGCACUCUGUUUGGAACCUAAUUCCAGCCUUUAGGGGAUAUGACCAGCAAGAUGCUCAGGAGUUCUUAUGUGAGCUUCUUGAUAAAGUGCAACAAGAACUGGAGUCUGAGGGCAGCAAACACAGAAUACUUAUCCCCAUUUCCCAGCGGAAGCUCACCAAACAGGUGUUAAAGGUAGUGAACACAAUAUUCCAUGGACAACUGCUCAGUCAGGUUACGUGUCUCACAUGCAGUUAUAAGUCUGAUACAGUUGAACCGUUCUGGGAUUUGUCACUGGAAUUUCCUGAGCGUUAUCACUGCCUAGAAAAGGGGAUUGCUCCAGUCACUACUACUGAGUGCACUCUUACCGAAAUGUUAUCCAAGUUUACAGAAACUGAGGCCUUGGAAGGAAGAAUUUAUGCUUGUGACCAGUGUAAUAGUCGGAGACGAAAGUCAUCCCCAAAGCCCCUUGUGCUCAGCGAGGCAAAGAAACAACUUAUGAUAUUCAGACUACCUCAGGUUCUGCGGCUGCAUCUUAAGCGUUUCAGGUGGGCGGAGGCAAUCUCAGUUGGGGCUGUUGUGGAAACUCAAGAAACAGUAGUACUGGUAAGGAUUGUC
Molecule: messenger RNA, 1701 nt
Organism: Staurois parvus
Lineage: Eukaryota; Metazoa; Chordata; Amphibia; Anura; Ranidae
Source: the annotation of a GenBank genome assembly